AUGGAGACGACACAAGGACACCCACAACAGGGUCCGUCCGUCCGCGCACGGAUAUGCGCACGACCACCAACCGUCUCCACUACAAGCUCUAGCUCUACUAGAGUCAGAGUUGCCUUCGUCUUCGUCAGUCGUCAGGAAGAGAUUGUGGACUUGCAGCUGGUGGAGAUUCCGAGUCUCAACUCCAAGGCCCAGGGAGUUGCAGGCAGCGGAGGAUGGAGAAGGAAGACGGCGGCCACCAUCACCACGCCAUCCGAGUCCCAUCUCCAGGUCUAG
This is a messenger RNA of Miscanthus lutarioriparius, 273 nucleotides long. The record is from the annotation of a GenBank genome assembly. Lineage: Eukaryota; Viridiplantae; Streptophyta; Magnoliopsida; Poales; Poaceae.